Molecule: messenger RNA, 1324 nt
Organism: Polistes canadensis
Lineage: Eukaryota; Metazoa; Arthropoda; Insecta; Hymenoptera; Vespidae
Product: alpha-tocopherol transfer protein-like
Exons: 5
Coding region: 262-1176 (304 amino acids)
Cellular component (GO): membrane
Molecular function (GO): phosphatidylinositol bisphosphate binding
Source: RefSeq, a predicted model, not a curated record
AGAAGGAGGUUUAGUUGGUAUCGUGCGAGAACGAUAGUCGAAGAUAAACGCGAAACGUGAAGUAUUAUAUCAACGGUGAAUGCAUCAGCAUCGUAUAGUGCAGAUAUAGAUAAGAAAAAUUGUAAGAAAGAUAAUCACAAAGAAGUUGAAGAAAAUGGUGUCUACCAUCUGUGUAAUCAAUGUUUGAACGAAUUCGACGAAAUAAAGAACGAGAAACGAUUGUUGUGCGUUCAUGAGAGAGAAGAUUCUAGGGCUGCCAAGAUGCCGGAACUCAAGGACGAGCAAAUCGAGCUUAACGACGAGAUCGUUAACCUCGAUCUCGAUGAACCACCCCCAGAAGUUAUGGAGUAUGCUAGAAAAGAAGUUGGAGAAACGGACGAGGUCAAAUGUCAAACAUUGCAAGAAUUACGCGACAUGAUUUAUGAACAAGGUGAAUGCAUACCGCAGAGAAUGGAUGAUGAGUUUCUGAUAAGAUUUCUUCGUGCGAGAAAUUUCAACGUCAAUAGUGCUCAUCGACUGAUAGUGAAUUACUACAACUUCAAGGAAGAACAUCCAGAGAUACAUCAGGAUAUCUGUCCCACCGAGAUGUGCCAUAUCGGUGACGAUGACGUAAUAACUGUGCCAGCUUACAGAACUGAAUGCGGUAGACGGAUGCUGAUUUAUCGUAUGGGUAAUUGGGAUCCACGAAAGUAUCCUGUCGAGGAGAUUUUCAAGGCUACUGUUAUUGUACUCGAGCUGGGCAUUCUCGAGCCAAGAGCUCAGAUUUUAGGUGGCAUCGUAGUUUUCGAUCUCAAGGGUAUCACUAUGUCGCAUGUUUGGACAGUAACACCGCAGAUUGCAAAUAUGAUGAUGGCUUUAAUGGUAACUUCUUUUCCAAUAAAAACUCAUUCUAUUCAUAUACUUCAUCAAUCUUGGAUAUUCGACGCGAUUUAUGCAGUUUUCAAGCCUCUUUUGAAUUCUCGCAUGAAGGACAGAAUAUUUUUCCAUGGCGAUGACAUGCAAAGCUUUCAUAAACACAUUUCGCCUAAUUAUUUGCCCAAGAUAUACGGUGGGACUCGAGAGGAAUUGGCUUAUUACAAGUGGAUUGAAUCUUUGAUCAAAGUGCCGAAAAUUAUUAAAGAGAUGGAACAGCUAGGAUACGUAGUACCGAAUGAUUUUCAAAUACCGAAAAGCUGAAAAUUUAAUAUGAAAAUAUUUUCUUACGUUACUGUAGUAUCAUUAUUCGCAUUGAAUUAUUUUUCUUAUUAUCAUAUUAUAAUCAUUGUACCAUUAUUCAAUUUACGACUUAAUUAUUCAAUAAUAUUUGCCAUUAAAAUAUUUUACA